This is a messenger RNA of Geodia barretti, 3446 nucleotides long. The record is from the annotation of a GenBank genome assembly. NCBI's taxonomy places the organism in Eukaryota, Metazoa, Porifera, Demospongiae, Tetractinellida, Geodiidae.
CACAAUAUUAUGUAUAAUAUAUAUACGCGCAAACACACACUUUUUUGGUACUGACUGGUGGACCACACAAACGCAGGACUGCUGAAUACCAGUAGAGUGGGAUGUAUAGCAUCUACGUUGUCGUCAUCCUGGCCGCCCUGGGGGAAGCACAACUGCCAUCCCUGGUCUCCUUCUCCCUUUCUCUUACCCCACCGGAGCUGCUUACUCUUACAUUCGACACAACUCUGCAAAGCUCCGAGUGUGAUGUUUCCAAACUGACUCUCCAGAACUCAUCCGUUCUCAUGGCUGGAGGAUCUCAUACACCAGAGGGAGGUGGUAGCUGCAGUUUCAUAGGAGGACUGACAGUCACGCUGAAUGCAGCUCUUGACAGCGAAGACUGGGCAGCCAUCCAGGCCAACAUCUACCUGGCCACCGAGCCAGCCAACACCUACCUCUCCAUGCAGGCUGGAUUUCUCACUCAAGGCUCCAACUCUCCCAUCAGCUCCAGCUCUGCUAUACAGGUGACAUCUCAUCUCUUCUUGGCAAACAAUAACCCCCCAGCAGUGGUAGAAGUUAUACUAGACCUUGAUGCUGGGAUACUAACACUCAGACUCUAUGAAGGUUCCGUAUAUCUGGCCUCGGGUCCUAUUGAAUUCACUGAAACUGGAGGAGGGUUCACUCUGAACAAUUACACCACCCCUGAUAACGUGCGGUUUUUCUUUCCUCUCCCGCCAUCUCUUUUGCAUUCGUUCAAACGUGCCCCUCCUCCAUUCACUGCCUCUCUUCCCCCUGGGCUUUUCAGAGAUAGUUCAGGUACACUGAGUCCAGACCAAGAUGAGCUCUCAGUUACAAUACUUCCAGACUCCACACCACCGGUCAUAAUGUCCUUCAUGUUCGACCUGGAUACAGGCAACUUGUCUCUCACUUUUGACGAGCCAAUCAACCCAGGGAGCAUCAAUAUUACCACUGGUAUAUACCUGACUGGCGCAUUUGAAGGUUCAAACAACUCUGUUGGUGUGUUAGCAGACAGGUUCUUUACCGCAAAUCUAGACACUGAACUCUCAAUACUUGUAAGUACUACCACCCUCAACUCUGUGAAGUUUGAUACAAGCUUGUGCACCUCCCUUGGUGAUUGCUUGUUGGGCGUCAGCUCGACCUCUCUUUCUGACACAACAGGUAACAGAAUUCCCACAUCUCUAUCCAACACCAUCACCAGUUUCUUAAUCCCGGACACCACUCAACCAGAGCUAGUAUCUUACGCACUCAACCUUGAAACAAGUUCCGUGACUCUUGUGUUUAGUGAACCAAUCAAUCCCCUUUCGAUCGAUCUGUCUGGCAUUACUCUCGAUCUUGAUCCCGACAAUCUCGUAACGAGCGGGGGCGACCUAAUUGAGUACCAACCUGUCCCACUAGGUGGAGCAAGCAGUAUAAUGGCCAUAACUGACCACGAUACUGUCAUAACUUUGCGACUCGAAACUUCAACACUACUCAACUUGAAGCUUCUCGUCACAACAGGCAACAUCACAUGCAGUGUGGAGGACUUUACAGUAAAAGACACGAGUGGAAAUGAAGUAGUUCCUAUCCCGCCAACAGCAUCCUUCCCACCCUCACAAAUUGUACUGGAUACGUCUCCACCUUUGCUACUCGAUUUUAUUGCUGGUUCACCCAACACCCGACAGCUGACCUUCAUCUUCAGCGAGCCUGUGAACGUAGACUCGUGGAACACGUCUGCACUAGUGCUCACACUGCUAACAACAGAAGGAUCCUUCGACUAUUCCUUCAGUGACGGGUCUGUAGAAGGAAACGAGAAUAUGAAUCUAGUUGUGUUCACCAUAGGCAACAGUGAGUACAUGCUCUCACCACUUAGUGAGCACUACCAGGAUGCCUAUAUCAGAGGCUCAUUGGGGGUUACGACUAGGGGCUCUCUCAUAGAGGAUUUAUUUCGAAACCCUCUACAGCCUCUCAUCCUACCACUGGUAUUUAAUGCCACAAUACCAGGACAGAGUCCCGAGCUGGUAACAGUAAAUUUUGACCUUGACACGGGUACACUGCACCUUAUGUUUUCUGAUUUGGUGUUGGCAAGUUUCUCAGCUGGAAAGAUUCGCUUUCAAGAUGACUCCGUGUACCCCAGUCACAGCCUCACUCUUACAAAUAAUGGAACCUAUGCCUCUGGUGGUGGCCUGGACACCAGUGUUUCUUUAACUCUCGCCAGCUAUGAUCUUAAUGGGCUCAAGCUGAACCCCUUCCUUGCCACAUCGACUAACAACACAUUUGUGGUGUUGUCUGAGGACUUUGCCUACGGUCUUGGUUCAAUUCCAGUUGCAGCACGGAACGGAACCCAGGUGAGGGUGUUCACUCCAGACACAACAGAACCAACAGUGACUAAGUUUGAACUGGAUCUCGACUCGGACACACUAGCAAUCGACUUUGACGAGCCAGUUUUGGUGGACACCUUUGACGAGACACGCAUACUCCUCCUGAACUCGACCAGUGUCCCAACACCUGAAGCAGCUCUGGUUCACCUCUCUGCUACGUACUCUCUGGUACAGGGCAACGCCACUUCCAUCAGAGCUCUCAUCUCUCAGCAAGAUGCCAUUGAUAUCAAGAGGCAGCCCCUGUGCUACUCUGUCGAUAAUUGCUUUGUGGCCUUUGACCGGGGACUGGUAACGGAUAUCAGUGGUAAUGAGUUCCUGGGGUCUGUAGAUCUCAUGCAAGUCAGCUCAGUCUCUCCAGAUGUGACUCCACCACAGUUGCUCUCAUUUCCCAUCUUUGACAUUGACUCUGGCCUCUUUACUCUGGUGUUCUCUGAACCCAUCAAUGGAAGCAGCACCAACUUCGCUCAGGUGGAGUUUCAUAACACUCCCAUCGACUCAAACACCAGUAUAACUCUAACAGAGGGGUUCACUAGUGAAGAUCAUAUCGAGAUAGACUUCCACAUGUCUCGCCAAGACUUGAACAGACUAAAAAGUGACCCUGGCCUGUGUACUAAUCGAGACAACUGCUGGAUCAGGCUCCCUUCGUUCUUUGUAACCGAUAUUGGGAGUAACCCUUUCAUUCACUUUCAUUAUGAGUCAGACGUAGAGGCAAGUUACCACCAGCCAACAGUAUUUCUUCAAGACCAGACUGCACCAGUUCUGGAAAAUGCCAUUAUGGACAUCAACAUGGGUACCUUGUCCCUAUCAUUUUCAGAAGUGAUUGUGGGAGCGACGUUUUCCCCAAGUGAUGUUACACUCCUCCAAAGUCCAUCCUCUUUCAUCUUUCUCACAUUAUCUCCUGGCUCCAUUUUUUCCCUCGCUUCCAGUGGUGCUGAAGCUACCAUUACAUUGACUAAUGAUGACCUAAACUGGCUUAAAGCAAAUGUCAACAUUUUUACUUCCGCCAACAAUUCUUUUCUCUCUCUAGCCACGAAUCUUAUUGACGUGAGUGGCAAUCCUUUCCAAAACAUAUCUCGCAGUGUUGGAUUUCAG